AUGUAUCAAAAUCUCGAGCCUCGGGCUUCGACAUGCUCUUUGCCAAGGAAUUCUACUGAUUCAACGAACGGUGCUACAAAAAUCAAAGGGGAUCCACAACUUGGAUUCUUCAAGCAUGGCAUGGCGCGAAUUCAGGGGGAGAUAAAGCGUUCCAAAGCAGUUUUCACUGAAGUUUGGUUUCUACGUCUCAGCACUGUCCACAUAGCCAACGGCGAUGCCGGUACUACCGUUGCGGCCGGAUGCAAUGAUUCCCAUCAGCCGCCAGCAAUAGGGCAUCGUUGGGCGCCUACCAUUGACUUACAAGGAGUCCGAAGCCAAUGGAGGGAAAUCGGCCUUCUCAUAAACAACCACCAGCAGAAACUGGUAACGAACCUGAAUUGCAUAGAGUCAUGUCGUCCACGGCGAAUAGGCCCUCUUCUCCAGGUUCAAGACCGGAGGCGUUCCCGCAUCAUGGUUUUCGUGGCGCCGACCCCUUUGCUCCAAGGCAGAGACCUGGCGCAUCUUUUGUACAUGCCAUACUGGCCACCGCUCUUUUCCGAUGUUGGCACAUUCUGAUCUUCUUCUCUGGUUGGGCUAUUCUUAUCACCGUCCUGAACCAUCAGCACCACGGCAAGCUCUCCGUUGCCCCAACGCUCCUUACAGUAAUCGGUACUGUGUUGGGUUUCAUUAUCUCUUACAGGACGACAUCUUCCUUCGAACGAUAUAAUGAAGGAAGGAGAUUAUGGUCUCAGAUUAUUCUGGCAAAUCGAACGUUUGCCCGAACUGUUUGGUUCCAUGUACCGGACACUCCGCCUGGGGAACCUCUCACACAGGAGAGGAGGGCUCGGUCGCUCGUCGAGAAAAAAACCGUUAUCAAUCUUCUUGAAGCAUACGCCGUCGCCGUAAAACAUUAUCUUCGAGGGGAAGACGGUAUCUACUACAGAGAUCUCUAUUACCUUGUCAAAUUCCUGCCUGCCUAUCAGCUGCCCGCAGGCAUGCCCUCCGCGGCGGACCUUUUACAAUCAGAGGCGGAAUUGAAUUCUAAGGCCUCAUUCGAAAGCGAUUUGCAAUAUGGCAAUGAUCUCUCAUCCGAAGGGCCCAGGCCAUCCUUUGCCACCCAAGCUUCCGGUCUUCAUCACAGAAAUACCCCGUCAUCACCAGCAAUCUUGCCGCAGCAUGUCAACGAUGUCUCACCCAACACGCCCAGGGGUUUAACAAUAAAUCCAGACGAAGGAAAACAUGUCGGCUUUUCCAAUCUAAUGUCCCCGAGAUAUAUUCCAAGCCGCCGUUCUGUUUACGAGAAAGAUCGUUUCAUCCUGAACAAGACUGAGGAGGAGUCCGACCUCUUACCUGCUUACAUGCCGCCCAAGUACAGCUAUUUCGAUCUCUUCCCAUUCUCUCUCCUGGUCAAGUUCCUCACUGAGAAAGGUAAGGACGUCCGUGGAAAGAAGGCCGCAAAGUGGAGGGCGAGACUGCGCAACCAGGCCGUGUCCCAUAAUCUUCCCUUGGAGAUAUCUUUAUAUAUCAGUUCUUAUGUUGCAAAAAUUCAACAUGAUAAAUUUUGCGACGUACCCACCAACAAUAACCUAAUCAUGUCCCUCAACCAACUCGUUGACAGUCUUACCGGUCUGGAGCGUAUCCUGACUACUCCCAUCCCAUUUUCGUACGCGAUCCACUUAUGGGUUGUCACCAUUCUCUACUGUCUUGCAAUGCCCUUGCAAAUAUGGGCGUCAAUGAAAUGGUGGACCAUACCAGCUACCAUACUUUCUAGCUUCAUUUUCUUUGGAUUCUUGGUCGCUGGUGAAGAAAUCGAAAAUCCUUUCGGGUACGACAAGAAUGAUCUUAAUCUUGAUCACUUCACACACAACAUUAUUCGCAACGAACUGAAGGCGAUCACCUCGACCCCACCUCCUGAUCCUGCGGACUGGGCGUUUGUUCCAGAGAACAACCUUUUGUUCUCUGACAGUAUAGAGGAGCGUAUGUCCCCCAAUGAGUGGCUGUCUAAGGGUGCGGCAGCGAUGCAGGCAUCACUGAGCAGGUUUUGAAGUGGGUAAUAUCGGACUUGGGUUUUAUGGUUGAUACCAAAAUAAUUUGUUGAUUCAUUUGCUUUUGGUACACUCAUGCUCGCCCCUUGCUAUCUGCUCAUUCAUGACCACCGUAAUAUACGCACAAUGUCUCUUUCACGAUUGUCCAUUCUCUAAUCUAAUCAAUGAUCGU
This is a messenger RNA of Laccaria bicolor S238N-H82, 2196 nucleotides long. RefSeq lists its product as uncharacterized. The transcript is spliced from 16 exons. Gene Ontology annotation, molecular function: chloride channel activity. NCBI's taxonomy places the organism in Eukaryota, Fungi, Basidiomycota, Agaricomycetes, Agaricales, Hydnangiaceae. Bases 318 to 2024 code for a protein of 568 amino acids. The record is from RefSeq and is a predicted model, not a curated record.